Molecule: messenger RNA, 3220 nt
Organism: Pezoporus occidentalis (night parrot)
Lineage: Eukaryota; Metazoa; Chordata; Aves; Psittaciformes; Psittacidae
Gene: TACR3
Product: tachykinin receptor 3
Exons: 5
Coding region: 374-1702 (442 amino acids)
Biological process (GO): G protein-coupled receptor signaling pathway; positive regulation of flagellated sperm motility
Cellular component (GO): sperm midpiece; plasma membrane
Molecular function (GO): tachykinin receptor activity
Source: RefSeq, a predicted model, not a curated record
AGAACAAAGAGGUGCUAUCUUACCAGCCGAUGAAGCUUAUUGCUCCACUCCCUUCAUGACGCUGGGUACUCACAAGCCUAUAAAAUGUGCCUUGGCUCCCAGUCAGCUUCUCUUUCAGCAAAAUCAAAAGCAAGAGGUGGCUGUAGAGAGGAGCAAUAGGAUGCUGCUCUACCCAGAGGCAGCUCUCCAGUCUCAGCUGGUAUAACAGUUGAACAGAGUAGCCAAAGCUUUUCUGGCAGGUUUCUCAUUCCCACUGUCUGCUGUGCUGCCUCACUCCCUUUUUUCUUUCUUUCCUCUUCUUACUUGUUUGUGGUGAUUUUGGUGGGCUGGGAGAGGCACAUCAUUUCUGGAACUGAGGAGAGGAACAUCCAAGAUGACUUCUAUCCCCACAGCCAACGGGAACAUGAGCAUGAGCAGCAGGUGGAACAUUAGCCUUGCUGCAGCGGGUGAUCCCUGGGGACAGGAACUGGGAGCAUCAGCUGGAAACUCUUCUCACCCUGUAGCAUCCUCAGCAGCCAACUUCUCCAACCAAUUUGUGCAACCCUUUUGGCGCAUUGCCCUGUGGUCUCUGGCUUAUGGUGGUGUGGUGGCAGUGGCUGUUUUUGGAAAUCUCAUUGUCAUCUGGAUUAUCCUGGCUCACAAGCGCAUGAGGACAGUGACCAAUUACUUCCUGGUGAACCUGGCCUUCUCCGAUGCCUCCAUGGCUGCUUUUAAUACUCUCAUCAAUUUCAUCUACGCGCUGCACAGUGAAUGGUACUUUGGAGAGGCUUACUGCCGCUUCCACAACUUCUUCCCAAUUACAGCUGUCUUCGCCAGCAUCUACUCCAUGACAGCAAUAGCUGUGGACAGAUACAUGGCCAUUAUUGAUCCCUUGAAACCUAGGCUCUCUGCAACUGCUACCAAGGUGGUCAUUGGGAGCAUAUGGACUUUGGCUUUCUUGUUGGCCUUUCCCCAGUGCCUAUACUCCAUAACCAAGGUGAUGCCUGGGAGAACUCUUUGCUAUGUAGCGUGGCCUGGGGGUCCAAAACAGCACUUUACGUAUCAUGUUAUUGUGAUUGUCCUGGUCUACUGCUUUCCACUGCUUGUCAUGGGCAUCACUUAUUCCAUAGUGGGAAUUACGCUCUGGGGAGGAGAAAUACCAGGCGACACAUCCGACAAAUAUCAGGAGCAGCUCAAAGCUAAGAGAAAGGUGGUAAAAAUGAUGAUUGUGGUUGUGCUGACAUUUGCCAUCUGCUGGCUGCCGUACCACAUUUACUUCAUAGUUACUGGGAUCUACCAACAAUUAAAUCGGUGGAAAUACAUUCAGCAAAUCUAUUUGGCCAGCUUUUGGCUCGCCAUGAGCUCUACAAUGUACAAUCCCAUUAUCUACUGCUGUCUUAAUAAGAGGUUCCGAGCUGGCUUCAAACAAGCUUUCCGUUGGUGCCCCUUCAUUGAGAUGUCCAGCUAUGACGAGCUAGAGCUCAAAGCAGCUAGAUUUCAUCCCACUCGGCAAAGUAGCCUAUAUGCUGUGUCCAGAAUGGAGUCCAGCAUGACAGUGGUGUUCGACACUAGUGACGGAGACAACACCCAUGCCAGCCGUAAGAAAAGAGCAGCUCCAAAGGACAUCAGUUUCAAUGGCUGUUCACGGAAGAAUUCCAAGACUGUCUCCACAGCCUCAAGUCUCAUCAGUUCACUGCACACAUCAGCAGAUGAUUAUUCCUGAGCAUUUCAUGGUGACAGCUGCUAGAAGGGCAGCACUGGACAAUGCUUUCCUACUUUGGGACUAGAUAUUCAUGCCACAGGAAAGCAAACAUAAUUCCACUGACAAAACCUAGCUAUAAAUACAGCGAGACUUUUAAGCAUCACUUUUCUGCUUUGGAGAGAAGGAGGAACUUGAAGACAUACGUAUGCUUCAGUUUGAAAGCACACGCUUAAUACACAGCAAUGUUGGUAGCAAUUAUCUGAAACAAGCCAAUGGCAUAAAAUACAUUGUUUCAGCUGUAUCUGACCUGUGGCAUUUAUGUUUCUCUUACUGUAAUGUAACAGACUCCUUAUUAAAGCUGAAAUGCAUCAUGGUUUCUACUAUGAGUUUAUUAAUCCCACACAAAAUUACAAGAGAUCUGAUACAAUAUUUCUUUAUAAUGAAGACAUAAUGAGCCCCAAGUCUAUUUUUCUGUUUGUUUGUUUGUUUUGUAAUUAAGCCCUAUUCCCAGGCAAAUAAACAAAAGGGCAUUCACGUGAAUGAAGUUCAGCUCUGUCUGCAACAGGAAAAUUUUUCAACUGUAGAUGAAAAAUAUUUUUUUUUAAAGCAGAAAAUCUCCAAGGGGCUAAGUUAAAUUCUACCCAAGUUUCUAUAUUAGUGAACAUUAGAUUCCAAUGGUAGGUGUGCUUCCAGGAGGAUUCAUUGCUUAGAUGAACGUCUUGUAUCUUAGUGAUAAGUUGUUUAAGUACUAAAAACUUUCUCUAAUGACCUUAACUGGCCCUUUGUGAUUGACUUUAGAAAGGACAAAAGAUUUUAAACUGGAGAUUCACAUACAAGAAAAAUACCACUGUGGCAAUAAGCUCUUCUCUGCAGAAGAUACAUAACAUAUCUCACUAUGAAACACCUCUACCAGUAAAAAAAUAUAUGGGUUGUUUUCCAAAAUUUUCCAUGUAAAUGUAUCUUCUGCCUGCAUCUGAAAAUAUGUUAGGCGUUAUUACACAGACACUUCCCCACCUGAUUCAGGGAAAAUCCACUAUCACUGUUGCAAAGAAAGCUGAAUUUACUACAAAAGUGACCAGAGAGCAGCCUUUGUUUCAGAUAAAUGGCUAUGUCAGUUGCAUCAAUCAGCUGGUUGUUUGAAUGCUUGUUCUCAAACAGUUAAUCAAAACUGGAGCAAAAGAGUGUCUUCCCAAGACGGCCAGACAAGCACAGAGGAGUGUAUACCUGACUCAAUCCAAGACAGUAUCAAAGCUGAGCAACUAACAAAGAAGUUUGAAGAGAGAAAGGCUUGAACUGGGUUUAGCUCACUUUCUUUCCCAGCAACUGGGAAUGCCCAGCAUUGUGAGCAUAUGUUAUGAGACUAGUAACAAGAAUCAUGUUUGUACUGUGAUUCAUCUGUAUAGUCAAUUGCUGUAUUCUGCUAAGUAUAAUUUGAAUUUGUACCGUGAUUUCAGUGCCUUGCUGUAUCACUCGGCUAUAUCAAAAUCCUGUGUAAGACGAAACAUCCUCAAAUAAGUAAAUCUAGUACUUAACAUUGAA